UUCUAACUGGAAACAGAGGCCAUUCGCUACUUCUGCAGAGUUCCGGACACUGCGCACUUCCACACACCUGCCCCGCCACCUGGCCUCGGGUCUGUGUUGGGAAAGCACGGUCGCUCUGCCCUGCCCCUGCCCGUCCCCUGCCCCCCGAAGCAGUGUCCUCACUCGCCACGUGUCCCGGAGCCCUUACCCAAGCGGCGCUCGCCCCUUCUGCUCACAUUCCGGGAGCAGCCGGAGGCCGCGUUGCUGGAAGUCCCCCGCUCUCCCUCUUGUGUUAAUGAUUACGCUCUUGUUUACCUUCCCCACGGUAGGGUAGCCUAGAGAAGUGAGAUCCUCCCCCUGACAGUUCAUUCAGAGUUGGCUGCCACUCAGCCCCCCCUUGCCAGGUGUCUGUUAUCUGGAGGUCCCAUGGUGACAGAUGGGUGGCUUCCGGGCAGUGUGGCCUGGCUGCCCAUUGCCCUCCCCUCGCCCCUCGGUUGGCAUCGGCCAGGUUUUGCCAGCACGGGUUGCUACACAGGAGUCUUAAUGAAGUGUUGCCGAAUGCCUUGGCUGCCAUCUCUGAAGCCCAGUCCGCAAGCCUGAUGUCUUUGCUGGCUGGGGGUUGGGGGGGGGGCGGUGGCCCUUUUUAAAAGAGCAUUCCUUUAAGCAGGUGGGAGGGCCUGGAACACUGAAAGUGGGCUGUGCAGGUGGGUGGGGCACACCUGCAACUUGUUGCAUUGUGGAUGCUUGCCUCCUAUCCGAGAACUUCCCUCCCUGGGUCCAGUAGGAAUGUUUGAGCUCGGUAGAGGAUGUCUGCUCUUACAACUUUAAGCUGGACCUCUCGGUAUUCCAGAAUAAAACAUUUAUUAAUUCAGAACCACAAGCGAGGCUUCUCGCCCGAGCGCGUUUGCGUCUCGUGCUUGAGCAGGGCUGGCCUUUAAGGGACAGCUUCCAAGUUCAGCAUCGCUCACUUUCAAGGUAGUUGCUAAAAAUGGGAGUUGAAUCGCGGCUACUGGGGAAGUCGGCUCCGGGGCUUGCUGCGUUCCAGCCCUUUCUCCAGCCCUGCGGCUGAGGGCUGAGGCUGCCGCCAAGCGAGGUCGUUUUCCGGACCAUUCUUUGUCUACUGUGGUGCGUGCUUUCACCCUCAGGCUCUGCCAUAGCUGGAGAGUUGUUUACAGUCUCAGGCAACCUCGGAUUCCUGCCUGUGUCCUAGCUGUUCCCGAGUCUAAAGGUUUCUGGAUGGACUUUCUGGGCAGCAGGUCCAGUCCGCACGGGAAAUGGAGCCCCGGCCAGUGGGGACGGCCCUCUGUGUGGCUGCUCCUCGGGGCAGUAAACAGUGACUCACUCUCCACCCUGCUCCCCACCUCCCUGUUCUCGGCUGAUGGAAGAUGCAUUGCUCCGGUAUUUACUUUUGCUUUUUAUAAGUCACAGACUCGUCAUGUUUCCUCUUUCUUACAGUUUCAGGAAAUUGAGAGUGUCAUCUCACAAUCGUAGGAUUUUAGAGCAGGUAGAGAUGAACCUGUGGGGUCUCAGUCUACAGAACAGUCUACAGGUUCUCGCUGAGGAAACAGCCCCACGCGCACUGCCUGCCUUUCCUCACUGCCCACCUGGGUGCCCUGGGCAGAGGGGCAGAGAGGAGACGGGGUGGAAGCUGCCCCAGCCCUCUCCCUCAUGCAGGUGCUGGCACCUGCUCAUGCAGCAGACCUUCCACCUGCCAGGAGUCGUGGGGAGCGGGGAGGUGAGAGUGCCCCUGCCAUCCAUCCGGGCACUGCCCUGGCUGCGUGUUCAGGAGGGGGGCGCCCACCUCCUGCACGUGAAGCGAGGGAAGGAAGGGGGCAACGGCGGAGGGGCAGGGGCUCAGAAGCAGGAGGGUCCCCGGCACAGAUGGGCGGGGGCUUCAGGAAGCUCGUGGGGGAGGCCUGGCAUGGCACCAGGUGGCCCUGGGAGUGGCGGCUUCAGGAGGGACUCGCCCCGCCUGCUUGUGGGGGCUGCGUUUGAGGCACUGGGAUGGGAAUCCAGACCAGACUCGGGGGCCCAUGCCCAGCAGUGCUGGAGGGCUGCAGCAUCACAGGGUAUGUGGGCCAAGCCAGCAGGUGGGCGCAGAGGGGAGGGGAGGCCUGGGGCCGCCACCCAAGCUGGAGACCCAGGAGGAGCGCAGUGCAAGAGGGGAUGUCUCUGGGACCGUGCAGGCUGGGGUGCUCCACGGCUAUCGUAUUCCUGGCUGGACAGAGAGCUACCAUUUCCAGGUGGUUCUGUCCGGGUGACUGUGCCCAGGUUAUGACGACUAAUCCCAAAGCGAACAAGGCGUUGAAGGUCAAGAAGGAGGCGGGCGAGAACGCCGCAGCGCUCAGCGACGAUGAGCUGGUGUCCAUGUCAGUGCGGGAGCUGAAUCAGCACCUGCGGGGCCUCACGCGCGAGGAGGUGGUGCGCCUGAAGCAGCGGCGCCGCACUCUCAAGAACCGCGGCUACGCGGCCAGCUGCCGCAUCAAGCGCGUGACGCAGAAGGAAGAGCUGGAGCGCCAGCGCGUGGAGCUGCAGCAGGAGGUGGAGAAGCUGGCCCGCGAGAACAGCAGCAUGCGGCUCGAGCUGGAUGCCCUGCGCUCCAAGUACGAGGCGCUGCAGACCUUCGCCCGCACCGUGGCCCGCGGCCCUGUCACGCCCACCAAGGUGGCCACCACCAGUGUCAUCACCAUCGUCAAGUCUGCCGAGAUGGCCGCCUCCGCCUCCGUGCCCUUCUCGGCCGCUUCCUAGUGCCCGCCCGGCUGAGGGGCGCGGUCCCGCGGAGAGUGGACCUUGUGGACUCCUGUGGGCCGGCAGGCGGGAACAGAGGGCGUUCCGCGCGCCGCCCGCCCUGCACACUCACACGCACACCGCACGCCCCGCCUGCCCCGGGCUCCGCCGCCCACUCCGGGCCGUCUCCCGCUUCUGGCCGCCUCCUGGGCUCUCUGUCCGGCGCCGGCGGGGGCAGGGUGUGUGGACGAAGGCUGGCAGGAGGCCCCCGGCCCAGACGUCUUCCACCCCUCCCUCGAGCUGCUCGUCUAUGCGCAGCAGUGUGUCCACACCCCGCACGGGCCCCCAGCUGGGCCAGCACCCCUUCAACACGCCGACUGCGCCUGGGCGCCCGGGAGGAACUGCCCUCCGCGGGGCCCAAACACUGUGAUCCUGCUGCAGCCUCGGCCAGAGGCCCAGACCCCCUGAGUGGGCGGAGGAAGGGCUGACCGCGUGUGCCAGGGUAUGCCAGCCUGCGCACACGUGUACCUGCCGUCCUGCUGGGGUGCCAGCCGCUCUGGGGGCCUCCGGGAGCGGCUUGUUCCUGGGGCACGUCCAAGCUUUGGGUUUCCUCUCCGUGUCAGGUGACCCAGGGGCAGUCCCCAGCGAGGAGCAGCAACCGCCUGACCAGGAGAGGGGAGCCCUGGGGGGCGGGGGGGCACAUUCUGUGGAGCAGGUGUGAAGUUGGCAGCAGCUGAGGUCCUGCUGGGUGAG
Molecule: messenger RNA, 3459 nt
Organism: Odocoileus virginianus texanus
Lineage: Eukaryota; Metazoa; Chordata; Mammalia; Artiodactyla; Cervidae
Source: RefSeq, a predicted model, not a curated record